Molecule: messenger RNA, 5572 nt
Organism: Scophthalmus maximus (turbot)
Lineage: Eukaryota; Metazoa; Chordata; Actinopteri; Pleuronectiformes; Scophthalmidae
Product: cholecystokinin receptor-like
Exons: 5
Coding region: 258-1610 (450 amino acids)
Biological process (GO): neuropeptide signaling pathway
Cellular component (GO): membrane
Molecular function (GO): gastrin receptor activity; neuropeptide receptor activity
Source: RefSeq, a predicted model, not a curated record
AGCAGAGCUGCUCAGUUGCCGUAGCAGCGCAGCUUCAUUCCUCCACUCGGCUGCUGUGCGCGCUCAUCUCACACUCCUCCUCCUCUUCUUCCUCCUCCUCACACGAAUCCAUCAUUCGCUUUUCUUUUUUUAAUUUGCAGAGUGAAGUUAUGAAGAGGAGGGCGACGGCGUAAAGUUGAUCCCAUCUCUCGAUUUCUGACACACGAGGGAUCCUUCGCGGUGAAAGUGAUAACAGCGCUGGUGAUUGUGCGGAGGGCAUGGCUCUGCAGGCGGUGAACGGCAGCGUGCUGGAGGAGUCGCCGGGCUGCGUGGAGCUGGGGAACCUGAGCAUGGGGGUUAACACGAGCUGCACCAACAGCUCCGUCCUGCCCAGACCGACCUCCACCAGAGUCCGAGAGAUGGACUCGCUGCGCAUCCUGCUCUACGUGCUCAUCUUCCUGCUCAGUGCCUUCGGCAACCUGCUGAUCAUCGUGGUCCUGAUGCUGAACAAGCGCAUGCGGACCGUCACCAACUCCUUCCUGCUGUCGCUGGCGGUCAGCGACCUGAUGAUGGCUAUCUUCUGCAUGCCCUUCACCCUCAUCCCCAACAUCCUGGAGGACUUCAUCUUCGGAGCCUCCAUGUGCAAGACUGUCACCUACUUCAUGGGCAUCUCCGUCAGCAUCUCCACCUUCAGCCUCGUAGCCAUCGCCAUCGAGAGGUACAGCGCCAUCUGCAACCCGCUGAAGUCGCGGGCGUGGCAGACUCGCUCCCACGCCUACCGCGUCAUCGCCGCCACGUGGGUGGUGUCGCUGCUCAUCAUGGUGCCGUACCCGGUGUUCAGCAACAUCAGGACCUUCCCCAAGUCCAACGGCACCGUCGGCCACAUGUGUCGCCUGGACUGGCCCAGUCGGCAAGCUGAACAGACCUGGUAUGUGCUGCUGCUGUUCACUCUGUUCUUCGUCCCGGGAGUGGUGAUGAUUAUAGCCUACGGUCUGAUCUCCAGAGAGCUCUACCGAGGAAUGAGCUUCGAGCUGGGCCAGAACACCGAGCCCUCCGGCCAAAAAAACGGUGUGGGCAGGUCUGCGACGAGAACGAAUGAAGAAGAUGACGGCUGCUACAUCCAGGUGGCGAAAAAACCCUCCUCGGCCGUGGAGCUCCCCACCCUCUCGGCCCCGUCGGCCGCCACCCAGGCCAAGACUGAGCGCGCCCGCAGCAACACCUCCGAGGCCAAGCUGCAGGCCAAGCGGCGAGUCAUCCGCAUGCUGAUGGUGAUCGUGGCGCUCUUCUUCAUCUGCUGGAUGCCCCUGUACUCCGCCAACACCUGGAAAGCCUUUGACCUGAGGUCGGCCUCCAGAGCGCUCUCAGGAGCACCCAUCUCCUUCAUCCACCUGCUGUCCUACAGCUCUGCCUGCGUCAACCCCAUCAUUUACUGCUUCAUGAACACGCGCUUCCGCCAGGCCCUGUUGUCCACCUUCGCCUGCUGCUGCCGCAACUGGCUCUGCCGCAAGUGCUUCUGCUGCGGGCGGAGGGAGGGAGGAGAAGACGGCCUCACCGCCACCUCCAUGGCCACGACGAUGGUCACCUCCGUGUCGAAGAUCAGCUACACCACCGUCAGCACCACCGGCACCUGAUGAAUGUUCCAGCGGGAAGAGCUGGGCGGCCGCGGCCCGCAUCUCUUGUGUUUUGUUUCAACGUCCCGUUUGUCACUCUUCAUAUUAAUGUGUUGUGAGUCGUGCGCUGGGUAACAUCCCUGCCCUCAUUCGUGGGGUCGUUUUAAAAGGUCUCAAAUUGUAAUUCUCUGUGCAUGAUUGCAGAUGUGACAGUGGGGAAAACGCCGUUUCCGUUUGGUGAUGUGAUUAUAUUUCUUCUGUUCGGUUGGCAGUUAUCAUCUGAACAGAACAUCAAGUGCCUGUGCUUCUUGUGAGGCGUUGUCAUGGGAGGUUUGUUCACCGGCCGAGACGGACGUUUUAGUGAAAACGACACUGUGUACAUCUGAGUACUGUCUUUAUGUUUUGACUUUGCCAAAGGUUAAUUUCCGACAGACGGACUGUUGAACACUGAGGACUCAUGAACUCAGUGAUGAAUCAGUGUGGAUUUCAGAUCCUUCUGUGUUUAAUAUUGUUUCAUCUUCACUCAUUCAGGGAAUCCUUCUCUCUCUAUCCUUGGACCGUCUCUUGGCCUGAUUGUCGUAUGUCAAUUUUUUUUAUUUAUUGGGUUGAUUCUGUCAGACUUUUAUCAAAGACAGUCUUUGACCCUCGUGAAGCAUCUUGGUGCAUCUUCAUACCGUAUAAUUAUCUUGCAAUUACACAAUCCUAAGACCGUCAUUUUGCUUUAUCUUGUCAGGUAUCAGGUGCUGCAAAGCCUGGAGUGUAGAAUCAGGCAAUUUGCAAAGAGGGUUGAAGACGGAACUUAAAUCUCCCGCCGGUAUUUUGAAUGCUGAUGCAGACAUUAAUAUUAACAUCAGAUCAUUACAACAUUAAAAGGUCAAUGAGAAGUUACGAGGGCACAUAGUUGACCCGUGAAAGCUGAUUGCUUUGUUGCCUCCGUUUGCCCUUCCAACACCUUUUCUGAUCAACGAUCUGUGUCUUUGUGCUCCGCCCCUUCCACUGCAGCGCUGGCAGACAUCGGAGACAUUACCUGAGAACACAGCUAACGAGGUGUUUCUCAGGGACCCUCUCCUGCGGCGCCGUCCCGACGGCUUUGCCUUUGUGAAGCCGACAGCAAACACUCUCAUCCGAGCCCGUCGAGUCUUUGAUAACAAUCACAACCUUGAUUCAUAACCUUUCUCACAAAGCGCGCGGCUCAAAGGGCGCCACAAGGGGAACAAGGAAAAUGAGACGAGGAUGAGAAUUGUUGGGUGGGAAAGACGACGUAAAUAAUAAAUCAAAACCAGUAAAAACACAGAGCUUUAAAGGAUUAUUUUGGGAAUUCUGUCAUUUAAAUAUGACGAUUUGGAAUAUAGGCUCGAAGCAACAUUUAGAUCUCAUACCUUCACUCGCUGCUUGUUCCAUGUUGAAAUGUUCAUUGGUGGGUUGUGGUGUCACGCUGACUACGACUCUGACAAUGUCUCUGACUUUGCACUUAUAGAGACUCUGCUGUCGCGCUGCUCGCUCUUUGGUGAGCUUGCUGCCAGUUUCUUAUUUGGCAGUUUGUUAAACUAAUGCAGUCUAAUACAGUCGUCCCAUAAAUCCUCUGUCAUUUAGUUUAUAGUGUUUCCUUUUUGUUGAAAACCUUUUGGAGAGGUGUUUAUUCAACUGUAGGUCAUUUUGUUGGGAUGUAGUCUGUGGUGGCUUUGUUAUAUAACAAUUUAUAAUUUAGUUAAAAUGUACACAGCAUUUAUCGCUUUGACAGUCGCACGACCCGUUGGCUUUGAGAAAAGGGUUGAAAAUUCAGUUGAGACACACGUACUCCAUUGAAAAAUAUGAUCUUAAUAACGCGACAUAAUGAAUGAAUUCGUACGGAAAUUAUUAAUGACUUCUUUUAAGGAAUACUGUAAAUGAUGCCGAUACAGUGAAAAGUUAAUAUUAAACCCUACAUACGUGGGAUGAAAGUAUUACUUUGACAGCUUAGUGCUGCAUCUCCAUCCACUUUCAAGUGUGCUCCUCUUUUUCAUGUCCUCUCCCGCCCCCAGCACUCCACCCCCCUGCACCACCCCCCACCCUUUUAUCCCUCUUCGUUGCAGAGGCGUAUGAAUACAUGAAUGACAAUAGCGUGUGGGUGACGGCAAAGAUUUGUCUUUGCAGGCGCAGGCGCCGUCCGAGAGCAGUUCACAGGCGGUGGCAGCGAGUCGGCCUCGCAGAUGGACUGCUGGCCCACAAAGAUCCCUGACAGGGCUCUUCCCUGUGAACACGAUUGGUCCAGGCGAUGAAGGAUCCCCACGUCUCUGCCUGCACAUGGUGCAGCCUGUGAAUUCAUUCAGCGUUUAUUUGGCUGGCUGUGCAUCCAUUUAUCUUCAUUUGUUUUAAGUUUUGUGGACAUUAUCAAGUAGGACACGUAAUGAAACGCAACCUGAUAAGGAAUAAUGAAGAUGUACAACUUCACAGUCUCCUGUCAUGUGCAUUAUGAAUGAACAGUGCAGAAACAAGCCCUGCUCACUUCAAGUUAUGGUAAAAGCCUCCCAGAGAGACUGAGGUUUGCUCUCCAGAAUGUAGUUUCUGUUGAAUUUUAUAUCUAUUUAGAUGUGCACCUCAGCAGGUUUGGACAUGUAUUAUUUAAAUGAGCAAAGCAGCGAGAGCAGCCGUCUUCCUUAUUUUCACACUUGAAAGAGAGAAGCUGGUUUUACUCAGGAAAAGAAUGGCGGAAGUAAAUACUGCAAGUUGGUCGUGUUGCGUCAUUGGGUUAGCGCCAUGUUCUCCUGAGCUCAGACUGAUGUUUCGGCGGGAACGAGGUAACGAGUGCACCCUCCGGUCCACGUCACAGGUCGCUGCUGUACGGGGCAUCGUGAUUGUCCGUUUUAAUGCACUUAAAUUGAAAGUACGGGGCCGUGCACACACACACACACACACACACACUAGUGUCUCUCUCAUCUCUGCCUCCCACAAGAAGAAGCCAAUUAGGUGCUGGAGGCAGCACGAGAGGAGGGAAAAACAGCAAACCGCACUUGCCUCUUUAGCUCGGCUCACAACAUAAGCAAAUAUGAUUCAUAAUCUCGGGAACACAAAGAAAGUCAAAGUACAAAAUGUCAUUGUUCACCUUCCUGCAAGUGAAUCCCAAACCACAGGCUCCCUUUUGAAGCAACAGGCAGCAGAGGGAUGGGUCAUGUGUGCAGCUUUAAUAAUCGUCCAGCUGCUCGUCAUGAUGCUUCUCUUAGUUGAGCUCUGAUUUGAUCUGACUCUCCAUGGAAACUCGCUCACCUCCAGCUCUCGAAAUCUUUUAUGUAAAAAUGCUUGGAAUAAGGUUGCUUUUUUUUUUUUUUUCUUUCUUUCUUUUCGUUCCUGAAAAGUUGACUUGCUAGUUACUAGGUUUGUAGCCAGCAGCACAGUUUGACAAAGUCUCAUAAGGAAAUGAGUUGUUCCUCAAUCAUUCAUAACGGCUUUCUGGAGGGCGGCUGCAAGUGAAAUGUGCCUCCUUCUUUUCUCUUGUUCCUCAGUAGAAUAAUUCAUAAUUGCAAAGAGUGAUUUCACCUCGGGCACAUAAUAUAGAAUAUUUUGUUUCUGCACCUGGGUGUUACCGGGACGCGAGAAAACAAUCCUACAAGUAAAGUAACUAAAGUGAGAAAUGCUGAGGUGACGAGCGGCACAGACACGAGGGGAUGAAAUCACACAUUCAGUUAUUAGCAUCGGAACUCCACUGAUGGUGGAGCUGUGCGUCGACAUGCGCUCAAUGUUUACCACGGCAGUCUCGGGGUCUGCUGAAUUCCUUUGGUUAUUUUAGAUUUUUUUCCAGAUCUGGUGCCUGCUUGUGCAACAUUAUAAAACAAAACGUGUAUUUGUCUGUCAGUUGAGGUUUUUAAAUGUGAGUUUAUCGACGCUUGUGAAGUUUUGCUUUGACUGUAUCUUCUGUAUGAUAUAGCUAUCAUGAGGCCGUCUAUAUGUACAGUAUUUUUCAUGCUAAAUGUCCAUUAUUUAACCAAAAAAUAAAUAUUGGGAAAUCA